AUGACGCCGACUGCGACAGUCUUUAGUGUGGCGACCGCCGUUCUCGGGCCGUUGACGACGACAUUCACACCACCACCAGCAUGCACAGUGGCAGUAGCUGCGAUUGAAGGGAAAUUCCUUGGAUUGGGAGGACAUGUCGGCGCCUCCGGCUGGCUCGGCCAGACAUGUUCGAAAGGCGGCCCCGUUGACGACACGACCUGCUGGCCACCAACUUCCAGCGGAGCGGAAUCCAAAUCAAAAGCGCUGGACGGAUGGGGAUACUACUCUCCAGGUCUGUACUGUCCGGUUGGAUAUGCGACGGCAUGUUCGGCAACAGGCGGUGGCGGUGGAAAGUCCGACUUUGCUUUUCAGUUCGCGCCAGGCGCCAAAGAAACGGCAGUGGGAUGUUGUCCAAGCGGCUAUGAAUGCAGCAGCGUCGACAAUGGCCAAACAUGUGUCAUGACAGCCACAUCAACAGAAGUCGAGUAUGUAACCUGCGACAAGUCGAACACGGCUGAUCUGGCCACCAUGACGAUACCCGACGAAAAGGAAAAGACCACAGCCUUCAACCUUUAUGCUCCAAUGAUCCAAAUCAACUGGCAAAGCUCCGACAGACCGACCGAGACCAAGUUUUCCGGAACGCAAUCCCUCUCUGUUGAUCCAGAUGUUGAGACCAUGUCGACAUUGGCCAUAGCGGGAGACGCGCCAGCAGGCGUCACUUCCAGAGUUGCGUUUCCAUCAGCAUCAGGGGCACUGAUUUCUGAAGACGGGCAUGUCAAAUAUCUAGAUCCGUCCGACUCUGGUAACGGAGCUUCCACGGGCACCAAGGAUGGCUCCUCAGAUGGCCCUAAACCACUCAGCCUCUCGACUGAGGUCAAAGUCGGCAUGGGCGUGGCGGGCGGCGUCUUGGCCGUGGCAUUUAUUGCGAUAGUAUUCAUUUGCGCUUGGAGGAAACGGAAGAAUAAGAUAGAGGAGGAAGAGUUCGAUCGGAUGUACGGCACGAAGGACGUGGGAUCCAGCACGGCGGACCUGAGACAUGAGGAGAUUCCGGGCUGGCACCGAGGGCCGCCGAGACGACAGCCGACGGCGCCGAUUGAUCCGUUCCGCAGCGGUGGUGUUUCCGAGCUGAUGGCGCCACCUGCGCCAUAUCAUCCUCCGCCUGCGUACCGCAAUGAUACCAUGUCGACGGAAUCGACCCGCCCGUUGUUGCUGCCCCAGAACCGCAAGCUACGCCAUCUACGCGGCAUCUACCUGAGAAACCUCAACUUCACACGCCAACGCGGACGAACCAUUGACGAUGCUGCUCUUAACAAGACAGCCGGAAAGCUCGAGGCUUUGCGCCAGAGACCAGACUUGCACCAUGCAUUAUCAUCAGAAGACCUACGCCCACCCGCCAUCAGACGCCGAAGUACCCUCUUGGCCAACGCCGACCCCGCCACACGACAAAAGACCUUUGAGGAUACCUUUGCCAACAAGCUUGCCGAUGCUUUCUUUACUCUCCAUGUCGACGGUCUAGAAGAUCCAAUAUACAUCAGCGAGGUUGCUGAACGAGCUACGAACUUCAACUUCCGUCUAUUCGAACUCGCCGAGCUGGACUCGACGAUAACCCAAUCGCCCCAAGUAACAGUCCGAGUAUGGACCAAACGACAAGGCCAAUGGAGCCUUCUCCUCGAAGACGACGUCGACCUGCGCGCGCUCAACUGGCUGGGCACUCUCCAAAACGUCCACUUCCCGCCCAACAGCCUAGUCUUCCACAUGAUAGACGGCAUCUACUCCCUCGAGCUCUCCAACAAAUAUCCACCACCCAAGAAAGAAGUGGCCCCCUUACCAACAUCCUCGUACAACGUCCUCAUGCGCCUCGCCACCCUCAACAACUCGGUCCAAGACGCUCUCGCAACCCGUGACGCCCUCGCCGCGCAAAUAAACGACCUCCUCGCCCAGGAAGAGUCCAAACAGCAAGAAGACGGAGGAGGAACCCUCGCCGAAGCCGAAGAGAAACUCAAGCUAGCCAGCAAGUACCUCUCCCUGCAAAAACGGGCGGUAGCCGCCGCUAGGAAACGCAACGACGACCUGCGCGCCUCCAUCGCCGCGCGCAAAGCCGCCAUCGAGUCCGGGUUAGCCGUCCAGCACAAAGCAGAAGAAGACGUGAGGCACGCGGCGGGCGAACCGCUCGCGCAAUCCAAGACCCUCCUCGCUUCCGUCCGCGACCAAAUCCGCGGUCAACGCCGACGCGUUUGCGAAGAUUUAUUGACCAUCUACCGCAUCGCGCCUCUCCCUCCUCCCCCUCCCCCUUCAUCUUCAGUGGACCCUUCUUCAUCGUCGCAAUCGCAAUCGCAAGCAGCCAGAGAGCACGACCCGCUAUCUUUCCAGAUCUGCUCCUUACCGCUAGCCAACACCCUGCUUGACCCAACAACUUCUUAUUCUCCGACAUUUACAUACGCAGGCAACCCCAGAGAGAAAUACCCGCACGAAGAAACGCUCUCCGCCGCCCUCGGUCUCGUUGCCUUACUGGUCCAUCAUCUCCAGCAUUACCUCUCCGUCCCACUCCCUUAUCCAAUAAAAUGGCACGGUUCCCGCUCAACAAUUCGCGACGAUAUCAGUAACUUUCCUGUAAACCCGAACGCCUCCUUGUACUCCUCCCAUGCCUCUCAGUCUGCCCGCUCAACCACUCCCUCUUCUUCAUUAAGAGGGGAAGUACCAGACCCCAACCGCGAAUUCCCCCUCUUCCUUCCCAAAGGCGGCAGCACAGCACAGUACAGAUUCGAGUACGCCUGGUUUUUGUUGAAUAGAGAUAUUGAAGUUCUCUGCUGGAGUCAGGGAUUAAAGGUGGUGGAUAUUCGCCAUACGUUGCCGAAUCUGCAGUGGCUGUUGAUGGUUUGUAGUGCGGGACGGGAGGAGAUGCCGGAGAGGAAGAAGGGUGGGGUUAGGGGGUUGUGGUUGGGACGAAUGCGCAACAAAGGGGUGAGGUUUGAUGAUGGUCUUGGGUUGGAGGUUGAUGGGAGUGGGAGUGGUGAUGGAGGCGGGAGUGUAGAGGGGAGUCAAGUUGGGAGUCAGGCGGGGAGUCAAGUUGGUGAUGAAACAAGCAGGGACGGUAGUCGAAGGGGAAGCAUGGAUAGUGACGCAACCAUCACUUCCAACACCCCCCGAGCCCGAGCGGCGACGAGGACGGGUGGUGGGUUGACUAUCGGCCACGCGAACGGUACCAGAGCCAACGGGGCAGCAGCUAGGUCGCUGUCUAGAUCACCGUUGGCCCAACUCCCGUUCGACGAAGGGUCGACGAAACUUACGUUGAGAACAAAGGGGUUGAGGGAGAGUGCGGCAAGAUAA
Molecule: messenger RNA, 3306 nt
Organism: Sordaria macrospora k-hell
Lineage: Eukaryota; Fungi; Ascomycota; Sordariomycetes; Sordariales; Sordariaceae
Source: RefSeq, a predicted model, not a curated record